Molecule: messenger RNA, 1017 nt
Organism: Fonsecaea multimorphosa CBS 102226
Lineage: Eukaryota; Fungi; Ascomycota; Eurotiomycetes; Chaetothyriales; Herpotrichiellaceae
Exons: 1
Coding region: 1-1017 (338 amino acids)
Source: RefSeq, a predicted model, not a curated record
AUGCCACUCUACGCCUCCGUGCACGUCUCCCCCUCCAUCCCCUGGACCGCCCCCAACGGCAAACCCGGCGGCCCCUGGUCCCCGAUCGCCUGCACACUGAUCCACACAUCCCGCCACGCCGUGCUGGUCGACACGCCCAUCACCGUGUCCCAGACCGAGGCGCUCAUAACGUGGAUCGAGCAGACGCUCCAACCGGGCGCGACACUCGAAUACAUCUACAUCACGCACGGGCACGGCGACCACUGGUUCGGGCUGAACAUGCUGCUGCAGAAAUUCCCCACCGCCCGCGCCGUCGCGACCCAGGGCACCAUCGCGCACAUGCAAGGGCAGAUCGAGCCCAGGGCCUUUAAGAACAUGUGGGGGUCGAGAUUCCCGGGCCAGAUCGAUGUGAAGUUCAAGCUGGCCGAGCCGUUGCCUCAAUCGGGCACAUUCUACCUCCCAUUGGACGGAAACGACCGUGGCGUUCACGGAGGUGGUGACGAGGGCGUCACUUCUCAAGGCUACACCUUCCAGGCCAUCGAGGUAGGGCACACCGACACGCACUCGUCCACCGUGCUCUUCUGCCCGCACCUCCGCCUCGUGUGCGCCGGCGACGUCGUCUACGGCGACGUGCACCAGAUGCUCGGCGAAGCCAACACGCACGCCCUGCGCAUGGAAUGGGUCCGCGCCGUCGACACCGUUUCUUCCCUUUCCCCUCGCCCGGAGAUCGUCGUCCCGGGCCACGUCAAGGCCCAGGAACUGUGCGGGGCCUGGCACCUCGACAGGACGAGGCGGUAUCUUCUCGACUUUGACGCUCUCGUUGAAGGCGGCGACGGCGACGGCCACAGCGCGGGAGACGGCUUGCGGCAGAAGCAGCAGCCGAAAAACGCCCGCGAGCUCGUGGCUAGGAUGAAGGAAUUGUGGCCCACGAGGUUCAAUGAUGGGGCAUUGAUUGUGGGCGCGAUUAACGCGUUCAAGGUCAAGGAGAAGGAGGCGGCCAACAAGGCCAAGGCUAGCGGCGGCGGUGGGAAGUUGUGA